AGCAGGAUCACUCGUAGCCAUACGUUAAAUCCCUCCUUCUCUCGGAGCGCAGAACACGGCCCAGGACAGUUGUUGCGCAUCUGGAGUGCAACGGCACAGCACGUCACGUGACCUCUCUGAUCGCUUCUGCCACCUGAAUCGGGGCGCUAGAAUGAAACUCUGAUUUUCGUGCUAGCGCGCGCGCUCUCUCCCUCUCUUUUCCUCCACCUCCCCAAACGUUUUCUCGCGAGCUCCCGGGACUUCAAUCGCGCUUCCGAGCUCGCGCCUUGCUCCUAACGUCCUGCCAGCGAAAUGAGCUCCAUCCUCUCCUGCCGAGACGCGCGCUUCGACUGCGCCUACUCCGCCUCCACGUCGGCUCGCGCCACUGUUGACGUUUCCACGGCAACGCUCGUCUCCCUCUGGGAUGCCGGUCGCUUGGACGACGCAGGCUGCCCGCGCGAGCUUCCACAGCUGGUUCCAGCUCAUGGCACUCUGCAUGACUCCGUCUGGCCUGACCAGCUGUCCCCUCACCUCCAGAGGAACAAGCAGCUUCAGGACACGUUGAUGCAGAAAGAAGAAGAACUCGCGAGACUCCAGGAGGAGAAUAACAAACUCAAAGAGUUUCUAAACUCAUCAUAUGUGAAGUCACUUGAAGACAAGUCGAAGAGGCUUUUCUCUGUUCAGAGGAACACAGAAGUGCGUCACAGGAAGAGAGCUCUGCAUGACGAGAGAGACUUCCUCAAUGUGAGCCGGCUGCUGCAGGGUGGUGAGGGGAAGCGGACAUGCCGUAACCUCUCUCUGGAGUUCUGCUCCGCUGACGAGGUGGCCUCCACGCCCCCGCUGGACUCCUGGGUUCUGGAAACACUGGGACUGCAGGAUGAGGACACCAUCAACACAGACAGCAGCUUCAGCAGCCCUACAACAGAAAACACAACUUUCUUCAGCUCUCCGGCACAGAGCACCGAGCACUUCAGCCCUGUGCUGCAGGACAGCACUAUGUACAGCCCUUUUUCGGACAGCCAGUGUGAAUACAGCAGUGCCAUCGAGUCAUCAUGUGGCUUCAGCCACAGCAUGGACGAAAGCGCAGACUAUCUGACUCUUGGUACAUCACGGAUGUACACCGUCACAUCUACAGGCUCACUUCAAGGUAUCGAAAUCCCUAACGGACACUUCACCCCUCCCAAAGCAGCGUCAACUCCUCAGCGUUCACAUGUCCCGAGCUCAGUGCGACACCAACCUGAGCUCAGCCACGGCUUCUCCGGACCACCCGGGGACGAGAGCAUGCUGUUCUCCAUGCGCAGCAGAAUGGACUUAGCGUUUAGCAUGUCGCUGAGUCCACAGAACAGUGUCAAGACCCACACGUUCCCACAAGGACAAGCUUUUACACGCAGAGACUCACAAGGUGGAUGGAAUUUCACCUGGGUGCCUAAACAGUGUUCUUAAAAUGAAUAUGUGACGGAGAAAUUAUUAAUCUAUUUAAAAUAAAUAAUACAGUUCUAGAGUUGACAGUCAAUAAAUAUGAGGCCAUGAAACUGAAAUAAAUGUGAAGGAAUUCUAUGUGAUAUGUUCGAAGAAAUAUUGGUUAUAUUAUUUGUUAAAUCUGGCUCUGGAGUAAUUUAACUGAUUAACACGAUUAAUUUUUCUAUUCUGUCCUAUUAGAUGCUUAGCCGAAAUAAAUCAUUAAUAAACGAUAAUUCAAGUGCAUUGUGUUUCUUUUUUCAACAUCCUGGAAGGCAUUUGAUUUAUAAAAAACUUAAAAAAGUGAUGUGUGUAAAUGAAUCUAAAUCGCUCCUCUUGCACAUCUGACAA
Messenger RNA from Hemibagrus wyckioides, 1788 nucleotides. It is a transcript of the gene gmnc, whose product is annotated as geminin coiled-coil domain containing. The record is from RefSeq and is a predicted model, not a curated record. The transcript has 5 exons. Gene Ontology annotation, cellular component: nucleus. Bases 292 to 1422 code for a protein of 376 amino acids. Lineage: Eukaryota; Metazoa; Chordata; Actinopteri; Siluriformes; Bagridae. Gene Ontology annotation, biological process: negative regulation of DNA replication; negative regulation of cell cycle.